AUGAGCACGCCUCCCGACCGCGCCGCCCAAGAUGCAGAGAAGAGGCACGCACAGGUGACAAACAUGUCGGUCCGCACAGACUCCGACUUGGAGAAGAGCGGAGGCGACGGGGCCAAGGGGAACGACCCGUCCACAUCGGACGACGACCGAUCCCGUGUGGCGCAGGACGCGAACACGGACCCGAGUGCCCAUCUCGGCCCUGGGCCAGACACGGCCAGCAUCGCCGGCCGGGAGCUCAGCCGGGCCACCUCGAGGUCGAGCGCCACGCCCAGCCCGCCUCCCGACGGAGGUGUGGCCGCAUGGAUGGCCAUUUUCAGCGCCCACUUGGUUAUUAUGAACACCUGGGGUGUUGUGAACUCUUUCGGCGUUUUCCAGUCGUACUACACCACCCUCCUCUCCCGCCCGCCUUCCGACAUCGCCUGGAUCGGCUCCUUCGAGGUCUUCCUCCUCUUCUUCAUAAGCACCUUCAGCGGCCGCCUCACCGACGCCGGCUACUUUCGCCCGCUCUUCAUCUCCGGUUUCGUCCUCGUCUCUCUCGGCAUGCUCGCCACCUCCUUCUGCACGCGCUAUUGGCACUUCUUCCUCGCCCAGGGCAUCUGCCUAGGGGUCGGCAACGGCCUCCUGUUCUGCCCGGCGCUGUCGACGGCGUCGACCUACUUUGACAAGAGGCGGGGCCUUGCGCUGGGGUUUGUGUCGAUUGGCAGCUCUUCGGGCGGCUUGAUCUACCCGACCAUGGUGAGGCAGCUGCUUCCGUCCAUUGGCUUCGGCUGGACGAUUCGCUCUAUUGCGUUUGUGCAGAUGGGCACAUUGGUCGUUGCAUUCAUGUUCUUGAGGCCCAGGGUGAAGCCGAGAAAGACGGGAAGCAUUGUUGAGUGGGCGGCAUUUAAAGAGUUGGAGUACACCUUCUACGCCGUUGGAUCCUUCCUGAACUACCUAGGCGUUUUCUUCGCCUUCUACUACCUGGCCUCUUAUACCCGAGAUAUCAUUGGCCUGAAUUACAACUCUUCUCUCAACCUCCUACUCGUUCUCAACGGCGUAGGUGUGCCGGGCCGCCUCCUGCCGGGCUACAUCGCCGACCGCAUCGGGUCCAUCAACACCCUCAUCCCCAUGUCCCUGGCUUCCGGCCUUCUCAUGUACUGCUGGGUCGCCGUUUCAUCCACAGCAGGUCUGUACGCUUGGACGCCCUUCUACGGAAUUGCGGCGAGCGGGAUCCAGAGCCUUUUCCCUGCCGCUCUAAGCCAGUUGACGAGCGACCCGAGGAAGCAGGGUACGCGGAUGGGCAUGACGUUUACAAUCGUCAGCUUUGCCGUGUUGACGGGGCCCCCGAUUGCCGGGGCCAUCAUUUCCGCCGCAGACGGGAAGUACGUCGGGGCACAGGUUUUUGCGGGAACUUGUUUGAUGGCGGGCACAUGCUUUUGGGUUGCUGCGCGGAUGGUGAAGACGAGAAAAGCUGGCGGGGGACUAUGGUUCAAGACCUGA
Colletotrichum graminicola M1.001 is the source of this 1479-nucleotide messenger RNA. Its product is annotated as major facilitator superfamily transporter. Bases 1 to 1479 code for a protein of 492 amino acids. The record is from RefSeq and is a predicted model, not a curated record. The transcript is spliced from 4 exons. Gene Ontology annotation, cellular component: fungal-type vacuole membrane. Gene Ontology annotation, biological process: transmembrane transport. Lineage: Eukaryota; Fungi; Ascomycota; Sordariomycetes; Glomerellales; Glomerellaceae. Gene Ontology annotation, molecular function: transmembrane transporter activity.